AGGUACUAACCACAACUACCAACAUAACCAUAUCCCGUGUGACCUUUUAAGAACUGUAUGAUGGUGUUUGUAUUACGAUAUUCAGCUUAGUUUUGGUGAAAAUUUAUAAUGCGUAUUGAAACGUGUUAUUUUUGUUCAUCCCGUAUAUUUCCUGGGCACGGGAUUCACUUCGUAAGGAAUGACUGCAAAGUAUUUAAAUUUUGUCGACCCAAAUGUCACAGAGCUUUCAAAAAGAAGAAGAAUCCCAGGAAAGUAAAGUGGACGAAAGCUUUUCGGAAAACAGCAGGAAAAGAGCUUGCUGUUGAUCCAUCAUUUGAGUUUGAGAAGCGUCGUCAUGUUCCAGUAAAAUAUGACAGGGAGAUGUGGGCAAAAUCUGUGGAUGCCAUGAAACGUGUGGAGAAAAUUCGCCAACGCCGACAAGCCCAGUAUAUGAUGCAACGAUUACGUAAAGGCAGAGAACUGGAAACACAACGUGACAUCAAGGAAGUCCAAAGAGAUUUAGCAUUGAUCCGGUCACCAGCAGCUGGUUUAAAAGAACGAAGAGCAAUGGAGGAGUCCAUUGUUGAAGAAAUUCAUGAGUCUGAUGUGGAAAUGAAGGAACAAGCAGAAUAAAGUUGUUUACAUUA
Molecule: messenger RNA, 626 nt
Organism: Zootermopsis nevadensis
Lineage: Eukaryota; Metazoa; Arthropoda; Insecta; Blattodea; Termopsidae
Gene: RpL24-like
Product: ribosomal protein L24-like
Biological process (GO): ribosomal large subunit biogenesis
Cellular component (GO): nucleolus
Molecular function (GO): structural constituent of ribosome
Source: RefSeq, a predicted model, not a curated record